This is a messenger RNA of Zalophus californianus (California sea lion), 3365 nucleotides long. It is a transcript of the gene TULP2, whose product is annotated as TUB like protein 2. The record is from RefSeq and is a predicted model, not a curated record. Gene Ontology annotation, biological process: protein localization to cilium. Gene Ontology annotation, cellular component: cilium. Lineage: Eukaryota; Metazoa; Chordata; Mammalia; Carnivora; Otariidae.
AUUUUUCCACAAGAAGUGGCAGCAAGUUACAGAUCGGUAGCAGUUGACACAGGUCAUCUUAUACGUUUCUAAUAUAUAAUAUAUAUAUCUAAUACAUCUAAUAUAUAAGCCAUAUACAUCUAAUAUAUAAGCCAUAUAUAUAUAUAUACAUAUACACACUAGAUAUAUAUGUGAUGCCGGCUCUCUUGGGUCCCUUUAAGGAACACCUUGCAUGCCCUUCCAGUUCAGAAGCCUGGAGCAGGGUUGCCUGGCUGCCAUGGAGAACAAGGGUCAUUGCUUUGUUGGAAGUGGAGUGUGGGGGGCCAGGAGGGGGGGGAUUAGGGCAGGUCCCGGUGGGAAUCCCCCCUCCCUCUGAGCCCUCUUCCUUUGCCUGCUUACUUCCCAGAGACCCAGAGAUUAGGUGCCCAGCUAAAGAGAGGGUUAGGUAUGUUUAGAAAUUGGCCAGAGAGGCAAGGUACUGAGGCGUGACUGUGAAAAACCUUUGCAGGCACCAGGAGAGGAGUUGCCAGGAACCCCGGGCAGAAUGUCUCAGGAGAAUGACACAUGGAAGAAAGAGGCGCUGGGGGAUGAGCUCGCCGCCAUGAGGCUGCAGAAGCUGGAACAGCAGCGGCGGCUCUUUGAGAAGAAGCAGCGGCGGAAGCGCCAAGAGCCCCUCAUGGUUCAGGCCAAUCCCGACGCUUCCCUGCGGCCCCGGCGACCAUGGAGGCGGGAGGAGCGCCUCGCGGGUGACAGCGGCCUUGGGAACCCUUUCCUCCAGGAGAACGUGCCAGAGGCACAUCUGCGCUCUGGGGCCCACAGUGCCCUGGGCAUCGUCAGCUGCGGUGGAGAUGGCAGCCCACUGGCAUCGCCGACAGAAGGAGGUAAUCUCGAGUCCUUGGGCCGCCUAUACCCUAGAACUGCACUCCCACCAGAAUCCAGGAGUCUGGAACCUCAAUCCUUGCUCUCCAAAAACCCAGGAGUCCAGGCCCCCCACGGGCCCUGUCAUCCCUCACACCAAGGAGUCCAGAUCCUGAAACUACUCCUUCUCCAACACAGUUCCGAUCCGGAGUUGGAGGAAGUCUCCGUGGAGGAUGUUCUUGCUUCACCACCUCCUUAUAAAGAGCCUCUGGGGACUCGACGCAGGGGUUGGCCAGCCCGCCAACGACCUGGGGCCAGUGUGGAGGAAGAGAGUGAAUCCCAAGAUGUUGGAGAUGAAUAUGAGGCACCCGGUCCAGAACCAAACCCUAGCAUGGAUGGUGACCUGGGUCGUGGAGACUUAGCCUCCAACAAGGGCGAAGACUUGGAAGAGAAGAAAGAGGAGUCGGAGUCUACAGUGAGGAAUUCCCCACCCGCAGCCGAAGAGGAGGUGUCCGAGACCCCGGAAGGCGAGGUCGGCGCGGGCAGCAGCGAUGUGGGGAGCUCGCCCCGCUCGCCUCCCCGUGCGCCAGGCCCUCGGCUGGGAGAGGACGUGGAAGCUUGUGUGCUGCGGCCGGCGCUGCGCGGCCGCACGGUGCAGUGCCGCAUCAGCCGCGACAAGCGCGGCGUAGACGAGGGCAUGUUCCCCUUCUACUAUCUCCGCCUGGAGGCGGCCUACGGCCGGAAGCGCUUCCUCCUGGCUGGGCUCAAGAGGAAAAGGAGCAAAACCUCGAAUUACCUCGUUUCCCUGGACCCCACAGACCUGUCUCGGGAUGGGGACAACUUUGUGGGCAAAGUCAGAUCUAAUGUCUCGGGCACCAAGUUCACCAUCUUUGACAAUGGGGUGAAUCCUGAAAGGAAGAAUUUCCUCCCCGAGACCGCUCGCAUCAGGGAGCUGGGGGCUGUGUGUUAUGAGACCAACGUCUUGGGAUUCCGAGGGCCCCGGAAAAUGGCUGUGAUCAUUCCAAGAAUCGAUUCCGAGAACUGGAGAAUCAGCGUCCAGCCUCAAAACGAACAGGAGUCGCUACUGAGUCGCCUCCAACGGGCGGCCAGCCAGGGGCUGGUCCUGCUGCAAAACAAACCCCCGUCGUGGAACGACGAGAGCGGCGCCUACGUACUCAAUUUUCAUGGUCGAGUCACUCGGGCCUCGGUCAAGAACUUCCAAAUCGUGCAGCCGGAUGACCCGGACUACCUGGUGCUCCAGUUCGGCCGCGUGGCCCCAGAAACGUUCACCAUGGAUUUCCGCUUCCCGCUUUGCCCGCUCCAAGCCUUUGCCAUCUGCUUGUCCAGUUUCGAUGGCACGCUGGCCUGUGAGUAAUCCAGUGAAAUACCAUGCCCUCACCAGCUUCUGUGCCUGCUCAUUUGGAGAAAGGGCCCCCGCAUGCCUUCUUUUGCACCACCUUACUCAUAACCAACCCAUCAUACUCUGCCUGGGUGCCCAGUCCUGUGCUCCAGGGGAGUAGGGCUUUCAGCAGCACCUGCUUUCGCAGGACUCAGUCAUGGGAGAUGGGUCUUAACAAAAAAUUAAAAUGCGCCUCUGCUAGGAAGGAGAAAAGCACGCGGAGGCCCAGGUCAGCUGGGUCAGAUCAAGGUAUCCCUAAAAAAGUGAUUUCCACACCACAUCUGAAGAAUCACGAGAAACCAGGGCCAGAGGGGUCAGGGGUGGGAACAUCAGGCAGUAGGCACAGCUCAUACAAAGGUCUUAAGGUGAAAAGGGGCUUGAUCCGUUUGGGAAAAUGAAAAGAUAGUGUGGCAGGAGCCUGGGGAACCACUGGAGAGGGGCAGGGUCAGAGGCUCCACACCGGGCAGGAUGUUUGAGCCACUCUGCUUUCAGCUGCUGGAUAGAUCUCAUGGGGUCAGAAAAGACUUCUGAGUUGGAGAUGUAAACUUGGAUGGGUAAUUCAAGACAUGCAUGGGUGAGAGUGAGAAUAAUUACAAUACUAGCUACGCUUAUUUAACAUUUGUUAUUUGGCAAGCAUUGUUUUAAAUAUGGAUUUGGGAUGCUUGGCUGGCUCAGUCGGUGGAUGGUGGGAUCUUGAUUUCAGGGUUGUGAGUUCAAGCCCCUUGCUGGGUGUAGGGAUUACUUAAAAAUGAAAUCUUAAAAAAAAUUAAAAAGGCAAAUAAAUAAAUACGAACUCUUUUGGGGCCUUUCGAUCCUAUAAGGCAUGUGCUAUUGUUAGCCACAUUUUAUAGGUAAGAAAACAGUCUAUGGAACAGGGCUUUAAAAAGGUGAAAUUGGGUCACUGAAAGCCUUGAGCAACUCACCAUUUAAAGGCCAGCAGGAGGAUGAGUAUAUUCCAGGGAGGCACAGAAAACUGGAAUCGAACCCUUUUUUAGUGAUCAGUGAGUCCAGCUCCCAGCCCCUUUGGGGAGAUAAUCGUCCCAAGUUUAAUAAAAUUGAGGCCGAUGCCAGAGAAAAACUACAAGACCCACCAGCCCUUAGUUCAAAAGAAGCCUCAGGACAAGAAGAG